Messenger RNA from Gadus macrocephalus (Pacific cod), 2274 nucleotides. RefSeq lists its product as uncharacterized. The transcript has 3 exons. The record is from RefSeq and is a predicted model, not a curated record. NCBI's taxonomy places the organism in Eukaryota, Metazoa, Chordata, Actinopteri, Gadiformes, Gadidae. Bases 24 to 1274 code for a protein of 416 amino acids.
UGUUCAAUGAUCUGACCAAGAGCAUGCGUCAAGAUGAUGUCACUGAUAUUGUCAAAACUGAUCCAGCAAUCUGGGGUUUUGGCUGCCAUUUAAUGAACAAGGUCAUGGGUAGUAGUACUGACACAGUUGGCAAUAAGAAGACUGUCACACAACAGCUGAGGAGUCUUGGUAGGUUGAUAAAGGCAGCAAGAGAGAUGACAACUAUGAAGACAACCAAAGACCUAGUGAGCCCUGAGAAUUUCAAGGAGACCAUUAAAGUUGCCCGUCACGUAGUCGGAUUUGCCGAAACGACAUCAAAGUCCGAAAUUCCAAGUCUUAAUGGUAAAUUGGGUACUGGAUUGAACAACAUGGCAAAGUACUUAAGAGCCGAAGCACUGCAGUACUUAGAUCAUGCAGAAGCAGAGCGGUACCAUGCAUUUUCCACUAUUUAUGAUAGUCACUGGGGCGUGUACAUGGCAGGUCAUGGCAGGAGGGACCUCAGGGAGGCUAAAUUUAAUGCUCCCAAGCUAUUACCAUUUACAGAUGAUGUUAGACUUCUUCAUGUUCAUCUAGAUAAAGAGGUAACCCAAGGCAUCAAGGAAUUGAAAGAGGUGGUUUCAACAGCUAACUGGAAACAGUUGUGUGAGGCUACUUUGACAAAUGUUAUACUGUUCAACCGCCGAAGGGAAGGUGAAGUCUCAAAGAUGGAGUUGAAGUUUUUUCAGUCAAGAUCGAAAUCAGUGCCUAUUGAAGAAGUCAAACAGCACCUCACAGCCAACGAGAUGAGUAUGUUCUCACAUUUCACUCGGAUUGAACUGCCAGGAAAGCUUAGUCGAGGUGUUCCUUUACUACUAACUCCACAGACUGAAGAAGCACUUGAACUGCUGUGCAAUAGACGAGAGGAGUGUGCCGUUAAAAAAACCAACAUGUACUUGUUUGCUCGUCCAGAAAAAGACACAUAUCUCCGAGGUUCUGAUUGCAUUCGAAAAUUUUCAAAUGAAUGUGGUGCCAAAAACCCCGAAGCCCUACGCUCCACAGACCUGCGGAAACAAAUUGCAACAUUGUCGAGUGUACUGAAUCUCAAAGACGCAGACCGUGAUCAAUUGGCAAGGUACCUCGGCCACAAUAUUAGGAUCCAUGACGACUUCUACAGGCUCAAGCUGGACACCCUUCAAAUUGCCAAAGUCAGCAAGCUCCUACUCGCUAUGCAGCAGGGACGGAUUGGAGACUAUAUAGGGAUGAACCUUGGCGAGAUAGACAUCUCCCCAGACGGUACACAGCAUUUCUCUGCAUGACCCAAUUUUUUAUUAAUUAUUUUAAAGUCGCAGUCAUUUAACACUUAAAUUAACAAAACAGAUUCACCUGUAUUACCUUUUACUUUUCUUUUUCUUAAUCCCAUAGAGUCUGUACCAACACUGACGCCUGACAAGGAAGAGGUGCAAGGAGAAGACGAGAUGGGAGAAGGAGACGACAGCGAGAUCGGGGAAGGAGAAGACAGCGAGAUCAGGGGAGGAGAGGUCAUGUCAGAGACCAGACUGAGCAACACCCUGCCCCCUGAAAUCCCAACCCAAAUGGAGGUGUCAUCCAGUGGUAUUUCUUCUUCUAUAAAAGGUCGCCACACAACAACGAAGAAGCCUUGGACCAAAGAAGAAACAUCAGCUGUCGAAAGAAGCAUGAGCCGAAAAUUCAUUGAGAAGUUUGUAGUGCCAGGGAAAAAUGACUGCAUUGCCUGCAUCAAUGCAAACCCGGAAGCAUUAAAAGAGCGUGACUGGAGAGCAGUCAAAUUCCAUGUAAAGAACAAGCUCACAGCUCUCAAGAGAAAAGCCUUUAGCCAUUGACCCUGUCUGGGGGGCUUCUGUGGUAUUAACUUUUUAUUCGUCUGUGGCAGACCGUUUUAGUUUCAUUUUUUAUUUAUUUUUAUUUUUGCACAGUAGCUGGAGGAGUGUUGGGAAUCGCGCAUCAAAAAUAAUAGUGCCGUUAAGGUUUUACGUUAUAAGCGCCACAGUGCAGUCUCUCAUCCACUGCCGCUUUUUUUCACACAGUGCAAAUAGUGAAAUAUUGAAACACGUUAAGAUGAAAGCUGUCUGUCUGUUCUAACUGUUUUUCUUAGGUUGCCACAAAUCUUUGGCCAAGUCUUAUACGCCGUUGUAGGGACGAGACCCACAGACUAAACUAAAAUUUAUAAUUUGCUUGUUCAGCAAAAAAAAGAAACCAAUCAAACUGUGAUGUGCUUGUUCAGCAAAAGAAGGAAACCAUGUUGUGGUAGUUGAUAUAUCAUGUGUUGGGAGGAGACCC